Messenger RNA from Synchiropus splendidus (mandarinfish), 2608 nucleotides. It is a transcript of the gene chrna5, whose product is annotated as cholinergic receptor, nicotinic, alpha 5. The transcript has 8 exons. The record is from RefSeq and is a predicted model, not a curated record. Gene Ontology annotation, cellular component: synapse; postsynaptic membrane; neuron projection. NCBI's taxonomy places the organism in Eukaryota, Metazoa, Chordata, Actinopteri, Syngnathiformes, Callionymidae. Bases 129 to 1550 code for a protein of 473 amino acids. Gene Ontology annotation, biological process: regulation of membrane potential; nervous system process; chemical synaptic transmission. Gene Ontology annotation, molecular function: transmembrane signaling receptor activity; acetylcholine-gated monoatomic cation-selective channel activity.
GGCUGCAGGAAGCGGAGCCACGUCUUCACGACACUGAGCUGGAUUGUGCAUCGAUGGAUCCACGCAGCUGCCAGCUUUGAUGGACACCAUCGUGCUGAUGCACAGCUGCUUGUUGUUGGGGUGAUAGGAUGCUGCGAGCAGGAGGCGCGGCCACUUCCCUGCUGCUGCUGCUGCUGCUGCCCCUGCUGAGCUGCUGCCACCUGUGCCACUCGCUGAGCGUCCCGAAACUCUCCUCCUAUGCAAAAGCCGAAGACAAGUUGCUGAAAUACCUCUUUGAAAACUAUCAGAAAUGGGUCCGCCCCGUGGAGUACCUCAACCAGACCAUACGUGUGAAGUUCGGCCUGGCCAUAUCCCAGCUGGUCGACGUGGACGAGAAAAACCAGCUCAUGACGACCAACGUCUGGAUGAAGCAGGAGUGGGUCGACAUGAAGCUCCGCUGGGACCCGGAGGAAUACCUAGGCAUCACGACCAUUCGUGUUCCCUCCGACCGCAUCUGGCUGCCUGACGUGGUUUUAUAUGACAACUCCGACGGUCGCUUCGAGGGGACGGUGACGAAGGCCGUGGUGAAGUACGACGGAACGAUACUGUGGACGCCGCCGGCGAAUUACAAAUCCGCCUGCACCAUCGACGUCACCUUCUUCCCUUUCGACCUGCAGAACUGCUCCAUGAAGUUCGGCUCCUGGACCUACGACGGCUCCCAAGUGGACAUCAUCCUUGAGGACUUCCACGUGGACAAGCGGGACUACUUCGACAACGGAGAGUGGGAGAUAGUCAAAGCGACGGGAAGCCGCAGUUUGAGGAAGGACAGCAGCUCGCACUACCCCACCAUCACCUACUUCUUCAUCAUCCGCAGGCUGCCGCUGUUCUACACCCUCUUCCUCAUCAUCCCCUGCAUCGGCCUCUCCUUCCUCACCAUCCUGGUCUUCUAUCUUCCCUCCAACGGCGGAGAGAAGAUCUCCCUUUGCACGUCCGUGCUGGUGUCGCUGACCGUCUUCCUCCUGGUCAUCGAGGAGAUCAUCCCCUCCUCCUCCAAGGCCAUCCCGCUCAUCGGGGAGUACCUGGUCUUCACCAUGAUCUUCGUCACGCUCUCCAUCGUCAUCACCGUCUUCGCCAUCAACAUCCACCAUCGCUCCUCCUCCACCCACCACGACAUGGCGCCGUGGGUGAGGAGGAUCUUUCUGCACCGGCUCCCCAAGCUGCUGUGCAUGCGGAGCCACGUGGACCGCUACGGACCGGCCGGAGCCACCGGGACCGGGAGGGCGCUGGGACUGGGGAUGAUGGAGGACUCGGAGUUCACCCCUCUGUUGAAGACACGACAUAACCUACAAGCAGCUCUGGAUUCUAUCCGCUACAUCACCAUGCACGUGGUGAAGGAGAACCAGGUCAGGGAGGUGGUUCAGGACUGGAAGUUCGUAGCCCAAGUUUUGGAUCGCAUGUUCCUGUGGGCCUUCCUGCUGGUGUCGGUCCUGGGUUCCGCUCUCCUUUUCAUCCCUGUCAUCUACAAGUGGGCCAGUAUCAUCGUGCCGGAUCAUUCUGGCAGCAUCCUGUGAAGUGCUUCAGAUCGACCCUCUCUGCCUUCGCCACACGCUGCUGUUGCGACUCUCUUUUGCGCCAGCAGAUGGCACCAUUUAUUCAACACCAGCUGGAGAGAAAAAGACACCAAGUCAUAAACGAGCUCCACCUCCUGUGGUUCUGUGCAGUCAUCUUUGGAUACAAACUAGUCUUUGGCCUUCUGAGAACAUAUAGAUGUCUUAUAUAUUCUGUAUUAAAGUGCCGUGAAAAAUAUUUAUUAAUGUUACCGAAGGUAGCAGAGAACAAGCUGAUAACACGCUGAGACCUGGAAGCCCUCACUGUUUUUGUUUGUAGCAACAUUCUCUUUCAUUGUCCCAUUGUUCUCCAGCGACUUCAGAGUCCUGGCUUCAUGGCCACGAAACUCCCAGACCCAGGACCUUUGCCUUUUAAAUGAAGUUGUGAAACGCUGGCGAGAUGAAGGAUGAAUCUGUGGGUCUUGUUCAUGAGUGAGGGAAGGAUGAAGAUGGGCAGGCGGAUCAGUGUGACUCAUUAGGACUUUGUUUUGGUCAGUCAUGGUAAAGAAGAGCUGAAGGACACAACAGCCGAGGCGUGAAAGGUUUCUCAGCAGGGUCCCUGGAUCCUCUCAGAGAAAGGGAACCCAGUCUUCUGGGUGAGACUCAGAGUAGAACAGCUGCCUCUAAAGCUUCUGUUUAAAUACGAAUAUGUAGAUCAUUAACUCAAUUAAAUAUUGUGCAUAUGAUUUUUCAGAUGUCAGCGACCUUCGAGAUGUUCUCACCCCACUUGCUCUUUUCUGAAUCAAAAUGAACAAGUUUAAAGGAUGAUUUUUCUGCUCCGUGAGGAAGAGCUGGGUGAAACUUCGGAACUUGCUGUUGGGUUUUCUUGACAGUGAAUGUUCAGGAAUCAGUCUGAAAGCACAUGCCGUCUGUUACUGCAUGAACAACGACAUACAAACUUGUGUCUCCUCUGUGCUCUCCGUACUCUAAUUCAGGACUUUCUGCACAACAACAUCCACUGCCAACUGUACUUAACUUUACUAUAACCAAACUAUAGAUUCAUGCCGUCAGCUCUGAAUAAA